Molecule: messenger RNA, 831 nt
Organism: Molossus molossus (Pallas's mastiff bat)
Lineage: Eukaryota; Metazoa; Chordata; Mammalia; Chiroptera; Molossidae
Gene: CLEC12B
Product: C-type lectin domain family 12 member B
Exons: 6
Coding region: 1-831 (276 amino acids)
Biological process (GO): natural killer cell inhibitory signaling pathway; negative regulation of signaling receptor activity
Cellular component (GO): external side of plasma membrane
Molecular function (GO): protein phosphatase binding; signaling receptor regulator activity
Source: RefSeq, a predicted model, not a curated record
AUGUCUGAAGAAGUGACCUACGCGACACUCACACUUCAGAAUUCCGUCGGAGAAGGAAAUAACCGGGAUAGAAAUAACCUCAGGAAAAAAGGGCAUCCAGCUCUAUCCCACACAUGGCGUUGGACAGCCCUGAGUCUGCUAUCCCUCUGUUUGUUGCUGCUGAUUGGGCUGGUGACCUUGGGGAUUAUGUUUUUGCAGACCUCUAAUGAAAUUAACUCAGAUUCAGAAAAAUUGAGUCAACUUCAGAAAACCAUCCACCAACAGCAAGAUAAUUUAUCCCAGCAACUGAGCAAGGACAUGAACUUUCCUAUGGAGGAAGAAUUGCUCAAAUUACAGAUCUCCAAUCUAUUGAAGAAGCAGAGACAAAUGGCCAUCAAACUCUGUCAAGAGCUAAUCAUUCACACUUCAGACCACAAAUGUAAUCCUUGUCCGAAGAUGUGGCAAUGGCACCAAGACAGCUGCUAUUAUUUUGCAACACAUGAAGAGAAAACCUGGAUUAACAGUAGAAAAAACUGCAUGGACAGGAACUCCACCUUGGUGAAGAUAGACAGCUUAGAAGAAAAGGAUUUUCUGAAGUCACAACCAUUACUUGAGUUUUCUUUCUUCUGGUUGGGGUUAUCAUGGGAUUUGUCCGGCAGAAGUUGGCUAUGGGAAGAUGGCUCUAUUCCCUCUCCAUCCUUAUUUAGUACUAUAGAAUAUGCCCAGAUCAAUGGAUCCAAAGGAUGUGCCUAUUUUCACAAAGGACAUACUUACAUUUCCCGCUGCAGUGCUGAAAUUUCUUGGAUUUGUGAGAAGACAGCUGCAUUAGUGAACAUGGAAGAUUUGGAUUAA